AGAUAGGAAACCGGCAACCUCGCCAAACCGCGUAGCAACGUUUCCCGCGCUUCGGUGCACCCAAAGCAGCCAAUAAGGGUUAGAGGCGGAGUUUGGGUGGGGUUGCCGAACCGCCGAUGCGAGGAGGGGAGUAUUGCCUCGGGCUCUGCGCGUAUCGCGCUUUAGCUGGGCUCCCUGAUGGAGCGUCGCCGGUGCCGGAGGGCAGUGCAAGGCCUGUUGCGGAGCUGUUACGCUGAAGUGCUGCCACUGGAAGGCUUUGUCCGGCGCCUGCAAGCUCAGGCCGAGAGCCAUCCAGAGCCGCUGGUGAAGGAAGACGACCUCAAGUGUUACCGCAGCCUAGUGGACCACUGCCUGGUGGGGCGGCCGGCCGGGUGCAAGGCUCCUCCGCUGUUCACCUUCCAGCAGGUUUCCAAUCAUAAUGAUGUUGUUGCAAGAGUCAUUCGGAGAAUUUGUGAAAAGAAGAAAAAGAAUGUCCUGGCAUUUGGCUAUGGCCUGUUGAAUGAGAAUAAUCACCAGCUGCUUUGGAUGCCUAAUAUUUGUAGCCACAUGCCUAAUAAUACAUCGCAAACCAUUCUCCAGAGUGUUCUCUGGGAAAUGGUGCUGAGGAGAGUUGGAGAUGAUGUCAUGAUGUAUCUACUGGAGCACUGUGCUCUCUUUAUGCUUGUGCCUCCCAGCUGUUGUUAUCAAAUCUGUGGCCAACCCAUCUAUGAGCUUGCUUUAAGAAGUGCAACACCCUCUUCUGAGUUCGUUAGGCACAGGUAUCCCAGACAAACACACAGCGUCUUUUCGAGCUACCUGCAAGGAAGGUUUCGGUCUUGUAGGCAAUACGUUGCAAAGGCAAACUGGAGAAAAUGGAACUCUAGAAAGCAAAGAUGGUGCAAAAUACAAGUAGAUUUAGACCGCAACUGUCAGCAAUCUUCAGUAAUUCAAAGAGCUGCUGGACUGAGUCCCACCAUGAACAAAGUGGUUACAAGGCCCAGUGACUACCUAGAGAGCCAGCCAAUCCCCAGUCAGUGUCUGCCGUUAACAGCACCAUUUCUGAAAAGGAAGUGGAAGGGUGGCUGUGAAAUUAGUGCUAAGAGAAUGAAAAUCAUGCACACAGAGGAAGGGCUGGAAAAAGAAACGAGAAUCCCAGUUCCCCCUGAAAGCAAUAAACAAUUGAUUUUGGGUGGUGGUGGUAACACAUUUGGAGGAUGUGUAAGGCUGCAUUCAGAGGAACAGUUAGGUCUUGUGACAACUGUUCUUCAAAAAAGCAAAUGUGGAGCACAAACCUCUGAUUGUACAGCUCUUGAUAAUCAAGAGGGUUUUUUCUGUGGCCGGGCAUUAAAGCUAAGUAGUGAGAGUAAAGCACUCUCUGACUCCAGCAGCAAAACAAAAUCCCACACUUGGGGGCCAAAAGUAGCACCUGGCGCUUCUGAUGCUUGUCCCGGACAGCUGGUGACCGCAGAAAAUGCUGCUGCAGACAGAAGCCUUAAAGCAUGUACAUCUAAGCCAGUUUGGGAGUCUUCCAAUAGAAUUUCUGUUCCUGCUGUUCGGAUUGAGAGGCGCUCUCUCUUGUAUUCUCGCUGGCAGUUGAAAGAACGUCUACCUAAAUCAUUUGUAUUGAAUCGCUUAAAGAGUUAUCCAGCAGGGGGAUGGCGGCUGGUAGAAACCAUAUUCCUGCAUAGUAAGAUUCUGAAGCAGCCUGGCAAUUCAGGUCUUCCAUGUUGCAACAGGAAAAAGAAGUGGCUUCCAAAACGUUACUGGCAGAUGAGAGGCGUGUUCCAAGAACUGUUGCAGAACCAUGCAAAGUGUCCUUACCUGGUGGUGUUAAAAAAGAGUUGUCCCAUUUGGGUUUCUGAGCUGGACAAAAUUGGCCCAGGAGGACUGAGUUAUGAGCAAAAAGGCCAUCAAGAGGGUGAAGGUUUGACAAGGAGGCAGGAGGCUAACACUGCAGAGAAUUGUCCCAGAAGUAUGCCAUGUGGUUUGGGCCCAUUCUCAGAAGCAUCAGGGGUUUCAUACAGGAGCUUUGAAAAAGUUGAGUUGAGUCAAAAAGGAAGUAAAGAGCAACCUCCCCGAGACUCCUCCAGUUCUGACGUCGUCACGUUCCUUAAGCAGCAUAGCAGCCACUGGCAAGUGUACACAUUUGUGAGGGACUGUCUAGAGAGAGUGGUCCCUGCAGCACUCUGGGGUUCUAACCGCAACAAAUGCCGCUUCUACAAGAAUGUGAAACGAUUCAUCUCUCUGGGGAAGUUUGCUACAUUUUCAUUACAAGAGCUGGUGUGGAAAAUGAGAGUCAGUGAUUGUGCUUGGCUUCGUCUGACCAAAGACCAUGGCCGUUUUGUUCCUGCCUCCGAGCAUCGUUUUCGUGAAGAUCUGAUGUCCAAAUUCCUAUAUUGGCUGAUGGAUUCGUAUGUUGCAGAGCUCCUCCGAUCUUUCUUCUAUAUCACAGAGACUAUGUUUCAAAAGAACUUACUUUUUUUCUUCAGAAAGACCAUUUGGAGGAAGUUAGAGAGGAUUGGAGUCAGCUUCCAUUCUAGAAGCCACCUGACCAAAGUGCACCUUCGUACCUUAUUAGAGGAGGAGAUUGAAACUCUGCAGCAGAGGAAGUGUGUUCCCCUGGCAUCAACGCUGCGGUUCAUCCCCAAACCAAAUGGGCUUCGACCUGUAGUCAAGGUGAAUAGUGUGGUAGGAGCUGAAACGUUCUCCAAAACGCUCAGAGACCAAAAGGUUCAGUAUUUCAACAUACAACUUAAAAAUUUAUUUAGUGUCCUAAAUUAUGAGCGAAUAAAGAACCCCAUAUUGCUUGGGUCUUCUGUGUUUGGAAAAGAUGAUAUUUAUGCUGCUUGGAAGAAGUUUAUUUUGAAGGCUCUGGAGUUAAACGGUGAAAUGCCAAGAUUCUACUUUGUGAAGGCUGAUGUCACAGGAGCGUAUGAUACCAUUCCCCAUAACAAAUUGGUAGAAGUGAUUUUGCAAAUGCUUGCUCCAGAUAAAAAGAGCAGUUACAAAAUACGUCGCUAUGCAGUGAUCAUGAAGACCAGAAACGGACUUAUGAGAAGAUACUACAAGAGACACGUAUCUACUUCCGAGGAGUUUAGGCCUGAUAUGAAACAGUUUGUGUGUCAUCUUCAGCAGAGCACCUCACUGCGAAAUGCAGUAAUAGUUGAGCAGAGUCUUUCUUUGAAGGAAAGCAGGUCCAGUCUCUGUGAGUUUUUCUUGCAGUUGAUUCAUAACUCUAUCCUGAAGAUUGAGGAGAGGUACUAUGUCCAAUGCUGUGGAAUCCCCCAGGGCUCCAUUUUGUCCACUCUGCUGUGCAAUCUCUGCUAUGGAGACAUGGAGAACAAGUUGCUGUGUGGUGUGCAAAAAGAUGGGGUACUCAUGCGUUUGACAGAUGACUUUUUGCUUGCCACACCUCAUUUAACAGAAGCAAAAAGAUUUUUGAGGACUCUGGCAAUGGGCAUUCCAGAGUAUGGUUUUGUUAUAAACCCAGCAAAGACAGUAGUGAAUUUUCCGGUUGAUGAAGAUGUCCCAGGAUGUUCAGAUUUCCAACAGUUAUCAGCUCAUAGUGUAAUCCCAUGGUGUGGAUUGUUAAUUGAUACACAGACUCUUGAAAUUUAUUGCGAUUACUCCAGUUACGCCUGUAAAUCUAUCAGGUCAAGCUUGUCUUUCAAGUCCAGCAGCAAAGCUGGUGUGAGCAUGAGAAAUAAACUGCUUGUAGUCCUGCAGCUGAAAUGCCACAGUUUAUUUUUAGAUUUACAGGUCAAUAGCCUUAGGACAGUCUGUGUUAAUAUUUUCAAGAUACUUCUGCUGCAGGCCUACAGGUUUCACGCAUGUGUUCUUCAGCUUCCCUUUAACCACCAAAUUAAAAAUAAUCCUGGUUUCUUCCUGAGGAUAAUCUCUGAUACUGCUUCAUGUUGCUUCUCUGUUUUAAAAGCCAAAAAUGCAGAGAUAGCUUUUUCUCCUGUUGAUGCUUCAGCUCCACUUACUUACGAAGCAGUACAAUGGCUCUCCUGUCAUGCCUUCAGUAUUAAAUUAGCAAAUCACAGAGUUAUUUACAAGUGUCUUCUUCUACCACUCAAACAAUGUAAAAAACGGUUGCUCUGUCAAAUUCCAGAAGCUACCAUGCAGCUGCUGAAGGAAGUGACAGAACCAUCACUGUAUGAAGACUUCAAAGCCAUCCUGGAUUGACUGUUUAUAACCACAUUCUUCUUGAGACUCCACUUUUAGAAUUUCCUAAGUUUUCUAAGCAUGGUCUCGGAAGAUCUUUUGAGAAAUAGCUGGGAACAUAAUAGGUUCUUUCUAAUGUCUUUGCUUUGGUCAGUUAGAGAUGAAAUCUUAAACCUCUUUAGAUAUUUUUUUUUAAAUCAGACAUCAGAUUUGAGCAGACAUCUGUAUCUUUUGACCAUGCAAGGAGAGAGUGGGAAUUAUGGUCCCCUUGUAGGUAAACUGAAAUAUUUUCCCAGUUUUUUUUAAAAAAAAUGUGGAUAAAUUAAUGUCACAUAUCUCAAAUUGUAGUAAUUAGGUACCUGUUGGACUGUUGUCUGUCUCGACACAGGAGUUAUGCUUAGUUCCAUGAAUACAUGAGCUCAAAGCCACAUUUUGAAAAUAUUUUAUUAGCAAAGUAAAUAAUGUAAUGUGCUCCAGUGUUUUUUUUACUGUGUAAAACCUGCAUUUAACCUGGAAUUGGCAGGGGAAAAUAUAUUUUUCUGCAGUUCGAGAAUGGUGAGCUGCCUAUUCUGGUUUCUUGCCUGAACUAAAAAGUGAUUUAUGACUGCAGGUUUCUAUGUUCUGUUUACUAAGCCUGCUGUAAACUUUAGAAAAAUGUGGCCAUGUUGUUUUUUUACAAGAUGGCAUGUUUUUUAUAAUUGUUGAUGUCAGAACCAGGUAGUUUCUCUUAAACCUGAGUAAUCUUGACGUUCUCUAACAUAUUUAAUUAUUUAUGUAUUUGAUACAGUACAGUCCUAUUAAUAUAUUACACAUGGUUUAUCAGCAAGGCCAGUCAUUUACAAGGGAUUUCCAUUAUUCACUGUAGCCAGGGGUUUACUUUGCUUCUUCUUAGCUCUCAAAACAGCAUAUCUGUGGUGAAUCUGGGAAUAGAAUGUGCUUUAAAGCAUAUAAAGAUUUGAGAUACUACAGUAGCUUGUUUGCUAAUUAACCUACAUCAGAAAAACCACUCUCCCCUUACAAGUGCUUUGCUGACAUAAUAGUGAGUUCAUUUGCCAUAUUAACUGGGAAAUAAAAGGAAUAUUCAAGGUUAUUGUUGCAUUCUUUGUUAUGAGCUGUAAUCCUAAAUUGUCUAUAGGAAAUAUAAAUGACAUGGGUGUGGUCAGAUUGUUAGAUAUAAAUAAAAUACUGUUUUUCUCCA
Molecule: messenger RNA, 5344 nt
Organism: Rhineura floridana
Lineage: Eukaryota; Metazoa; Chordata; Lepidosauria; Squamata; Rhineuridae
Gene: TERT
Product: telomerase reverse transcriptase
Exons: 16
Coding region: 178-4167 (1329 amino acids)
Biological process (GO): telomere maintenance via telomerase
Cellular component (GO): telomerase catalytic core complex
Molecular function (GO): telomerase RNA binding; telomeric repeat DNA binding
Source: RefSeq, a predicted model, not a curated record